Bombina bombina (fire-bellied toad) is the source of this 2520-nucleotide messenger RNA. RefSeq names its product neuroguidin (gene NGDN). The record is from RefSeq and is a predicted model, not a curated record. Bases 58 to 1026 code for a protein of 322 amino acids. Lineage: Eukaryota; Metazoa; Chordata; Amphibia; Anura; Bombinatoridae. The transcript has 10 exons. Gene Ontology annotation, biological process: maturation of SSU-rRNA from tricistronic rRNA transcript (SSU-rRNA, 5.8S rRNA, LSU-rRNA). Gene Ontology annotation, cellular component: nucleolus; small-subunit processome.
GCCUUUUGCGGAUUGGUAGCCGCAUGUGGCCACGCCUAUUGUGGGUGCGGUCACACGAUGAUGGAGAGAGUAAUAAUGGCGGCGCCCGGGGAUAUUGCAUCUGGGGAUGUUUCGACAGCAGUAAAUCUGCUGAACACUCUACAAGAUCAGGUAACCAGUGUCACAGCACUUGUGCAGAGCCUAACACAAAAGGUUCGCAGUGGAAUAUAUCCUACAGAUAAGGGUCUAAGUUUUCUGGAGUUAAAAGAUCAGCUGCUUGUGCUAUAUCUACAGGAUCUGACACAUGUCAUCUUGGAGAAGACCUGUGGGAAAUCUCUGCAGGGUAAUCAAGCAAUCCUGAGACUGGUGGAGAUACGCACAGUUUUAGAGAAGAUGCGUCCUAUUGAUCAAAAGUUGAAGUAUCAAAUUGAUAAACUGGUGAGAGCAGCGGUGACUGGGAGCCUAUCAGAGAAUGAUCCUCUGAGUUUCAAACCCAAUCCCCAGAACUUGAUGAGUAAGCUUGACGAGUCUGGUGAAGAAGAGUCUGAUGAUGAUGGAGAUGGUGAAAGUGGUACGGUAAAGAAAUCUGAAGGGAGAUUCAAAAAAUAUAUUCCACCCCGUCUUGUACCAGUACACUAUGAUGAGACAGAGGCAGAUCGAGAACGCAGAGUUCUAGAACGUGCUAAAAAGAGAGCUCUUAGUAGCUCUGUAAUCCGGGAGUUGAAGGAGCAGUACACAGAUGCACCAGAGGAAAUUCGGGAAGGGCGAGCAUAUCAUAUGAUGCAACAUGGAAAAGAGGAGCAACAUAGGAUUAACUAUGAGGAGUCCAUGAUGGUACGUCUAAAUAUGACACGCCAGGAGAAAGUACGCAAGAAGCGAGCUCUCGCUAUGACAUCACAGCUCAACUCACUAACACAUUUCACUGAUAUCAGUGCCCUUACUGGAGGCGAUGCGAGAUCAGAGGAACAUAUCCCUUCAAAUAAGAAAUCUAAAAAAGGCACAAAGAAAGGAAAGAAAAAACAGAGAGGAUUCAAGAGAAGACACUGAUUAUUUUUUUUUUGUGUGUGUGCGCAAAGCUGAUCUUCAACUGGAGCAGAAUUCUUUAUAUUCUCCUGUUCAAGUGCAGCCAAGCUUGGCUUUAAUCUUUCAUUUAGAGUGGUAUCACCUUGCACUUGACACAGAAUCCUAUUCUUAUGAGAUCUCAUCUUCUGCAGGGUUACCCCAUACAGACAUUGUUUCCUUAGACAAAACUACAUCUGACUGUCUUUUCAUAUAGAGCCCCCUUCACAUUUAGCUGGUGUAGAGCCCAGCCUAAAGUGGCAACGGAAAAUUAACUCUACUAUCCUCUGUAUGACAGCAUUCAAUGUUUACAAAAAGCAAUGCUGCACUUGAAUUAAAAUGUUUGCCUUGACAUGUGUGGUGUUGGAUGAGUGAAAUGUUAGCCCAGUUUGUGGCUGUAAUGACUGCUGUAUGCAGGAAUAGCAGAUACCAGUAUGGCAUAGAAGAAAAAAGGUGUAGCUUUGCAUGUCCAGAGAUUAAAAAGAUGCAACACUUAAAUGCAUUUAUAAAAAAAAAAAAACUAAAUGCUAAAUAAUUUGUAUUUGUUCAAAACAAGUGUAUCAAACAGAUUAAAGUGAAGGUUAAACUUUUACAUGUUUUAAAAUCAAGUCCAGAAUCUAAGCAAUAUUUUACAGGGACUUUAGUUGAUCACUUUUAAUGAAGAUGAGCUGUAACUUUCUAACAUCCUGCGCUCCGGCUGCCCACUUCAAAACUCAUUUAUUGUAAACUAACGGUUUGAACUGUUCUCCAAUUGGCGCUCUAACGUAUGGCGAAAGUGCAUAUUGGAGAACAGUUCAGUUAGCUCAGAAAAAAUAUGCGUUUUGAAGUGGGCAGCCUGAGCGUGGGGUAUUAGAAUGGCACGGCUACAUUAAAUAGUAAGUUAUGGCGCAUCUUCAUUAGAAGUGAUCAAUUAAAGUCCCUCUAAAAUAUUGCUUAGAUUACAGAUUUGAUUUUAAAACAUGUAAAGUUUACCAUUACUUUAAGUCCACAAAGAAAACUGGAAUGAUACAGUUAUAGAAAGAAUGAAAACUGGGUGUUGUAAAUGGGGAGAUGUAGUAAUGUUGCUUUGCAGUCUGGUCCUUUUUGAUGGACUACCCUUUGUAACUUUGUACAUUCCAGUGCUUGUGGUCAUUCACAUACUACUUUAGAAGGAAAUACUCCAGCAAGACAAAUGAAGUUUUAGCUUGACUUAGCUGUUUUAUUAUUACUGAUUGUGUUCAAUAUUCAAGCAUUGAUUUCUUCCGGCAUUGCAUGCCAAGGAGAAUGUGUGAAUAGUGUUCCAGCUGACAUGUUAGGGAUGCAUCUUGGAAUGUGUCAGUUAAGAGUGAGGCUGGAAAUAGUGGGUUUGUAAUGCUGAGGUUUUACAUUCAUCUUUCUCUGCUAGACCAGUAUGUCCCAUGAGUCUAUUACUCCAGAUGAUCAAUAGCAUAAAUUAAUCUACAUACUUGUUUUACAAAUAAAAUCUACUUAUCUGUGUCACUA